AUGCCCCGCCCCUGGCCCCAAGGUCCUCCUCCACUGGGACCCCAACAUGCCCCGCCCCUGGCCCCAAGGUCCACCUCUACUGGGACCCCAACAUGCCCCGCCCCUGGCCCCAAGGUCCUCCUCCACAGGGACCCCCAACAUCCCCCGCCCCUGGCCCCAAGGUCCACCUCCACUGGGACCCCAACAUGCCCCGCCCCUGGCCCCAAGGUCCACCUCUACUGGGACCCCAACAUUUCCCCGCCCCUGGCCCCAAGGUCCACCUCCACUGGGACCCCCAACAUUUCCCCGUGUGGAUCAUUUCCAUUCAUCAAUAUGCUCUGGACAUUAAGAGUGGCGAAGGAGCGUGGAGCGUGGCGAAGGUUCGCCCGCCUCGCCGCCCGCCUCCACCUUGACGCUGGCGAUGUUAGCCCGGGCGAUCGUCUGUAG
Messenger RNA from Procambarus clarkii (red swamp crayfish), 426 nucleotides. The record is from RefSeq and is a predicted model, not a curated record. Lineage: Eukaryota; Metazoa; Arthropoda; Malacostraca; Decapoda; Cambaridae.